AUGGGGUUGCCGAGAUGCAGGGGCGCCAGGGAGCUGGCUGAUACAGGAACCCCUAGCUUGAAACAGGAGUUCACUCUUCGAGGGGCCGUAUCGACGCCGUAUAGAGGGAGGGAAGCCUUUCAGCACGGAGAAGUCUCUUCCAAGAAGGUGUCUCUCGAGCACUCGGCAGCCUUUGCUGCUGCUGCCGCUUCUCGGCAACGGCUGAAAGAGCUGCAGCAGCCAAAAGCCCCCCGAAGGCGGAGGCAUGCAGUCGCGACUGUGGCAGCGAACGCCUCGGAAAGAGGAGCGUCUGCGGAGCGACAUGAAGGAGGGCUGCGAAUGCUGCAGCCUGAUGCAGUGGUGGCCGCUGCGUUUCGGGCAGCAACCAACAACGCACGCAGUGAGGCACUGUGGAGAGGCAUUUCUCGCCGCUUGGCGCUUGCCGCCCCUUACCUCAAUCCCCAGCAAGUCGCGAUCAGUCUCUAUGCAGCAGCACGAGUCAGAUACCGUGACGUCCGGCUGGUGGAUGCCUUCGCCCCUCUCAUCCUCAAACAAAUCGAAGACUUCUCCGUAAAAGAUAUUGCACUGCUGCUAAAUGCAUUUCGCAAGUUGGAAAUUCCAAAGGCGGAUACCAUCGAGCUGCUCGUUAAUCAGCUGGACUGCCCGUUUGACGUGCAGUCAUUAUGCCUUCUUUUACACGCAGCCGUCUGCUUUUCUGGCGCAUCCGAAGGGUUGGGCUUUGGCAGCUUUGUCCGGUGGCGUCACGACGUGUUGCAAACGCUGCGGUCUAUGAACAUCGCGUUUGAAGCGGCAGUCCCCCUCGGACCGGCAGUUGCGGACGUCUUGCUUGCCAAGAAGAAGAUUGCGAUCAAGUGUACAGGACCCCACAGUUACUACUUAAAUUCUUCGCGCUUGACGGCAUAUGCCCUUUUACAGAAACGCUUGCUAGAGAUUCAAGGCUUAAAGGUUUUGCUGCUGCCGCACAUGGAAUGGGCAGAGUUGCGGGACGCAGCAGAGAAGAGAAAAUACAUUUGGGCAUUUGGCCGGCUUGCUGCUGCCUCUCUUCAGCAACAAGAAACUAUACACUUUCAACACCAUGGCUUGUGGGUGCCGCAGGAAGAAGGACCUGAGGUGUAUAGAGAGACGAUGUCUGAGGACGGGGAGGCCUUUGCCUUGGAGGCGCACGAAGCUCUAGGAGAGGACGCCAACGAAGAUGACGGUCUGCGAUCAACACACAGACAGGCACACGGGAGGGCGGCAGCUAAGCCGGAAGGCGUGCAGGCUGCUGUAUUUUGUGUUUGUUUCCAGCCAUCUGCAUUCGUUUCUUUCGUCUUUCCCUAUGUGUGUUCAAGCUUCACUUCUGAGUUUCCUCGCUAUCGUCACAUGCCCUAA
Cyclospora cayetanensis is the source of this 1371-nucleotide messenger RNA. RefSeq lists its product as uncharacterized. The record is from RefSeq and is a predicted model, not a curated record. Gene Ontology annotation, cellular component: ribonucleoprotein granule; mitochondrial matrix. Lineage: Eukaryota; Apicomplexa; Conoidasida; Eucoccidiorida; Eimeriidae. Bases 1 to 1371 code for a protein of 456 amino acids. The transcript has 9 exons. Gene Ontology annotation, molecular function: RNA binding. Gene Ontology annotation, biological process: regulation of mitochondrial mRNA stability; mitochondrial RNA processing.